CGUCCGCAAUGAAAUGCAUAUUGCUAACCUGUUGCUUUGUUUCAUCACAUCACAGUUGCAACGUUACCGCCACCUCCACGGAAACGGGGCCGCCCUAAGACGAAGUUGCCUGAAAAUGCCGCAGCACCUAAGCCGAAGCUUAUUGAUAAGCUGCGAGCAGCUACUCUAAAUAAGGCAGCCAGUGAGCCAGCUGUAUAUGCAUCCACUACCAAGGGUGGCGUGAAACUGUACUUCGAUGGACAUCUAUUUAGAUUCUCGUUCCGCAAGGCCGAUUUUUCUGUUUUCCAAUGCUGUUACCGGGAGCACGGCGAAGAGUGCAAAGUGCGUGUAGUAUGCGACCAGAAACGCGUCUUUCCGUAUGAUGGAGAGCAUGCCCAUUUUAUGCAGGCCAGCGACAAGAGCUGUCUACCCUCCCAAUUUAUGCCCGGCGAAAGCGGUGCUAUUGCGGCCAUGGAAAAGAAUAAGGGCCAAAAGGUUGAGUUCGUUGCCCAUCAGGAUACCAAGGCCAAGGAGGAACCAAAUAAUGACAGCAAUGAUGACGCAGAAGAUGGUGAAGAGACCGAAUUUGAACUACAUGAAAUCGAAGAUGUUGAUGUUGAUGUGGAGCAGACAUCAGAGAAAUCAUUUCUUCAGGAUAUAGGAAAAACCACACCAGAAGAGGAUAACAACACGACAAGCUUAACAGCCGAUGCUCCGGUUGUCGAUGAAGUGAAUCCAAAUGAUUUUCGUGAGAAAAUUAAGCGUCGUCUUCAACGGGCGUUGCAAAACAAAAAGAAGUAACAUCUACGGAAAUUAGAGCCCUCUUCUGCGACCAUUUAAUUUGAUUUCAAUCCUUUAUAUAUUUUUUGCUAUUACUUUAUACUACCUUAUAAUCAAAAUAGUGUUUCCACGAUUAGAAACCUGUCAACGAAAUAAGUUUUUCGUAAAUAAAAUUGACAAUAAUAAAGUCGCGAA
This is a messenger RNA of Drosophila willistoni, 954 nucleotides long. Its product is annotated as modifier of mdg4. The transcript has 2 exons. Lineage: Eukaryota; Metazoa; Arthropoda; Insecta; Diptera; Drosophilidae. The record is from RefSeq and is a predicted model, not a curated record. Bases 382 to 780 code for a protein of 132 amino acids.